ACCUGUUUCCGGCCAGUCCGGGCAAGAUUAGGGGCUGCUUCGAGGGCCAAUCUCCGCCAGCUCUCCUUUUCCCAGCGGUCCCUGCGGGCGCGGUGGGUGUUGUACACAAUCAUCAUGGCGGCGGCCGGGGCCCCGGAUGGCAUGGAGGAGGCUGGCAUGGACACGGAGGCUGAGACCGUGGUGGCCGAGGCGCCCGCGCGGCCCCUCAACUGCGUGGAGGCCGAAGCCGCAGCGGGCGUGGGGGCGGCGGCCGAGGACGCCUGUGUUGCGCGAAGCAGCCUGCAGCCGGCCCCGGCCCAGCCCCCUGGGGACCCCGCGGCCCAGGCCUCAGUCAGCAAUGGCGAGGACGCGGGCGGCGGCGGCGGGGGAAGGGAGUUGGUGGACCUAAAGAUCAUCUGGAACAAGACUAAGCACGACGUGAAAUUUCCUCUGGAUAGCACAGGCUCCGAGCUGAAACAGAAGAUUCACUCGAUUACAGGUCUCCCACCAGCCAUGCAGAAAGUCAUGUAUAAAGGACUUGUCCCUGAAGAUAAGACGUUGAGGGAAAUAAAGGUGGCCAGCGGAGCCAAGAUCAUGGUGGUUGGCUCCACAAUAAAUGAUGUUUUAGCAGUAAACACUCCCAAAGACUCUGCGCAACAGGAUGCCAAGGCUGAAGAGAACAAGAAGGAGCCACUGUGCAGGCAGAAACAACACAGGAAAGUGUUGGAUAAAGGAAAACCCGAAGAUGUGAUGCCAUCUGUUAAGGGGGCCCAGGAGCGCCUCCCUACGGUCCCCUUGUCCGGCAUGUACAAUAAGUCUGGAGGAAAAGUGAGACUCACCUUUAAGCUAGAACAAGACCAACUGUGGAUCGGCACUAAAGAGCGGACUGAGAAAUUACCCAUGGGCUCCAUUAAAAAUGUGGUCAGUGAACCCAUCGAAGGACAUGAAGACUACCACAUGAUGGCAUUUCAGUUGGGCCCCACGGAAGCCUCUUACUACUGGGUGUACUGGGUUCCAACUCAAUAUGUGGAUGCAAUCAAAGACACUGUGCUGGGGAAGUGGCAGUAUUUUUGAAAGCACUUUCACCUCUGGCCCAGGAGACUGACCCAAAGUGAAGGACAUUGCUGGGAGAGGCCUGCAGCAUCCCUGGAUUUCAGAGUUCUGGAACUUUGUUCAAAAAACAGUCUAUAUCCAAUCUAAGGUGAUGUGGUGACUGAAGCCAGAGGUGAUGUUUUUUCACCCUUAGCUUACUUUUAACUUAAAAUCACCAGUUCCCUUUCUUGCAGUCAGCUUCAUACCAUUUUUAAAGUCAGUACAGUGGAAAUCAAUAAAUCUGAAUUCUGAA
Molecule: messenger RNA, 1324 nt
Organism: Phyllostomus hastatus (greater spear-nosed bat)
Lineage: Eukaryota; Metazoa; Chordata; Mammalia; Chiroptera; Phyllostomidae
Gene: UBFD1
Product: ubiquitin family domain containing 1
Exons: 7
Coding region: 115-1053 (312 amino acids)
Molecular function (GO): cadherin binding; RNA binding
Source: RefSeq, a predicted model, not a curated record